UCACUCUCCAAACACAGAAGCAGUAACGGUUUAUGUCUAGCCUAUUCUCUCCUGUGGCACCGUGGAGGGCAGAAACUUGAGCAGCUGACUUUGGGCUUUCUAAUUAAAUGCAGAUUGUGUCAUUUUUCCUGUUAGUCUUUGUUGUUGUUUUUCUCACAGGGGGAGAGUUGAGAUGAAUCGGUUAGAGAGUUUUUGCAGCGCGUAAAAGUUGUGGAUGGUUACUUAUGUGCACACAAAUUUAAAGGACUAUUUUAUCUCCAGCAGUUGCGGUAUAAAACGAGAGCAGGUGAAAUUAUUCUCUCAGCAAAAUAUCGUCAACAAGCAGGCUGGAAGACCAUCAGCUCCGGAGAACACAGCGAAUCCGCAGAGUGCAGAUGAUCGCAACUGGUGUUUGUGGUGUCGCGCUGGUGCUGGUGUUGGUGGUUCUGAUCCCGGUGGUGGUGAACGCCGCCGGGACACCUGCCCGCUACGAGAUGCUGGGGUCCUGUCAAAUGGUGUGCGACUCCCACGGGACCGCGGCCACGGACACAGCCAAGACAACCAACACCAUCAAAGAGAACCGACUCGCUCAGUCGCUUCCGACUUUCAUCCAAGGUCCUCAAGGAGAGCCGGGGCGCGUCGGGAGGAUGGGUCCGAGGGGUCCUGUUGGCGUGCCCGGGCCCCCUGGAGCUGCUGGUCCGCCCGGAACUAGAGGGGUACCGGGUCCACCCGGAGCACCUGGAUUAAACGAGCCUAACGGAGCCAUCAGUGCUGCUACUUACAACACAAUCCCAAAGAUUGCGUUUUAUGCAGGACUGAAGAAGCAGCACGAGGGAUAUGAAGUGUUGAAAUUUGACGACGUAGUCACAAAUCUGGGCAACCACUAUGACCCCUCUUCAGGGAAAUUCACCAGCUCAAUACCGGGGAUUUACUUUUUUGUUUACCAUGUGCUGAUGCGAGGAGGAGAUGGAACCAGCAUGUGGGCUGACCUCUGCAAAAACAACCUGGUGAGAGCCAGUGCCAUCGCCCAGGACGCCGACCAGAACUACGACUACGCCAGCAACAGUGUUGUCCUGCACCUUGAGCCCGGGGACGAGAUUUACAUCAAGCUGGACGGUGGAAAGGCGCACGGGGGCAACAACAACAAGUACAGCACUUUUUCCGGCUUCAUGUUGUACGCUGACUGAAACACUGGACAGAUGCUCUGCAGGGGGUAAAGAUCUGCUCUGCAUAGCUUACUUCACCGCUCAUGCUCAAAUCACUGUCAGCUGGAUUAUUAGAGGCAGAGCUCACCAUUUACAUCCUGCAAAAAAGUCCAGAAGGAUGUGGAGGACGUCAUUUUAAAAAUAAAUAAAGAACUGUACUUUGAAACAGCAAAGAGCUCACUAUUAAAUUAUACAGGGUUGAAUUGUACACUUGUGAGAUUGAUUGUGUCGCUAUUGCACCCUGAUUUGUAAAACAUACUGUACAUGCUGCCGUGGUAACAUGAGUGAAUGUAGACUGAAAGUUCAAUGUAUUGGCCUCAGCACUUAAUUAUAUAUACUCACAUAAUCACCACUCUGUUUACACUGUUAUUAGUCCAUGUGUGCUUUAUUUUUCAAAAAUAAUUGUUGGUUGUUGCAUUUUGAGUGAACAUUUUAAAAGCCGUAGUAAUGCAUGAUUAUAGACGAUGACAUUUGAACUCUGCGCAGCAUAGAAAUUCUUCUGUAAAGGGCCAUCCUGGUGCUCAAAUUGAAGCACUGUGACAAAAUAACCAUUUUAACUCGUCUCAAUAUGACAACUGGUAACAGGAUGGUCUGGUGCUUAGUCACAUUGACAGAAAUGUUUCCUUGAUGUUCAUUGAUCCGCCCGCCGAUUGUGAAGCCCGUUCAUAUAAGACUGUCAACUAAUGUGUACAAAAUCAUGUCAAAAAUAAACCUUCUGUCUCAUUUUG
Molecule: messenger RNA, 1912 nt
Organism: Gymnodraco acuticeps
Lineage: Eukaryota; Metazoa; Chordata; Actinopteri; Perciformes; Bathydraconidae
Gene: c1ql3b
Product: complement component 1, q subcomponent-like 3b
Exons: 2
Coding region: 375-1166 (263 amino acids)
Molecular function (GO): protein binding
Source: RefSeq, a predicted model, not a curated record